Molecule: messenger RNA, 1803 nt
Organism: Dipodomys ordii (Ord's kangaroo rat)
Lineage: Eukaryota; Metazoa; Chordata; Mammalia; Rodentia; Heteromyidae
Gene: Kras
Product: Kirsten rat sarcoma viral oncogene homolog
Exons: 5
Coding region: 8-577 (189 amino acids)
Biological process (GO): Ras protein signal transduction
Cellular component (GO): plasma membrane
Molecular function (GO): GTP binding; GTPase activity; GDP binding
Source: RefSeq, a predicted model, not a curated record
GCUGAAAAUGACUGAAUAUAAACUUGUGGUAGUUGGAGCUGGUGGCGUAGGCAAGAGCGCCUUGACGAUUCAGCUAAUUCAGAAUCACUUUGUGGACGAAUAUGACCCGACUAUAGAGGAUUCCUACAGGAAACAAGUAGUAAUUGAUGGAGAAACCUGUCUCCUGGACAUUCUCGACACGGCAGGUCAAGAGGAGUACAGUGCCAUGAGGGACCAGUACAUGAGGACCGGGGAGGGCUUUCUGUGUGUCUUUGCCAUAAACAAUACUAAGUCAUUUGAAGAUAUUCACCAUUAUAGAGAACAAAUUAAAAGAGUCAAAGACUCGGAAGAUGUACCUAUGGUCCUAGUAGGAAACAAAUGCGAUUUGCCUUCUAGAACAGUAGACACGAAGCAGGCUCAGGAUUUAGCAAGAAGUUACGGCAUUCCUUUCAUCGAGACCUCAGCCAAGACCAGACAGAGAGUGGAGGAUGCUUUUUAUACAUUGGUGAGAGAGAUCCGACAGUACAGAUUGAAAAAACUCAGCAAAGAAGAAGAGACUCCUGGCUGUGUGAAAAUUAAAAAAUGCGUAAUAAUGUAAUCUGGGUGUGGACGAUGCUUUCUAUACAUUAGUUCGAGAAAUCCGAAAACAUAAAGAAAAAAUGAGCAAAGAUGGGAAAAAGAAGAAAAAGAAGUCAAAGACAAAGUGUAUAAUUAUGUAAAUACAGUUUAUACUUUUUUCUUAAGGCCUACUUAAGUAAAAGUGGUAAUUUUUGUACAUUACACUAAAUUAUUAGCAUUUGUUUUAGCAUUACCUAAUUUUUUUUUCCUUCCCAUGCGAACUGUUAGCUUUUAUCUUAAAUGCUUCUUUGAAAAUGACAGUGGAAACUUUUUCCUCUUAAGUGCCAGUAUUUCCCUGAGUUUUGGUUUAUGAACUAGCAAUGCCUGUGAAAAAAAAUUACUGAGCACCUGAGAUUUCAUGCCUCGGGUUUUGGUGCAUGCAAGUCGAUUUUUUCCCUAAUUUUCUUAACAAUGGUGAGCGCUGGUGUGAAACACCAGGCUCUGGAAUCUUCCCUCCCGUGCGCUCAUCUAGUCGCAUCAGUGGGCUCCGGAGCCAUUACAGCUUCAGUAAUGACUUCAGCUUCAGGCGGGUUUUUCUGGAACAGGGAAGGAUCCCAAACGGAUGGGCUUCCGGGGCCUCGUCUUCACCUUUCCUGCCCUCAUCCUGGUCACUCUCCCAAAGAUAUAUUUUUUAUAAAAAGGGGGGAAAAUGGGGGAAAAAAUAAAAAAAGACCCAAGGCAAUUAAAAAUAAUAGAAGAGCAUUGACGUUUUUCUACAUUGGGUAAAUGACUGUAAGACUUCUCUUAGCUUUUCCUGCUAAGGGAGACUCAGUACAAAAAUGGGGAUCCCAGCAACCAUUUGGUGGGGGCGUUCACCCCACACUCCUAAAUGUGUAUAGUGAUCCAGAACCAUUUUAACACAUUAAAAAGAAAUUCUCAUGGGAAUGAAGUGUAGCCCCCCGUGUCUGACUGCUCUGUCUAGCCUGUUAGUCUGUCUGUGAAAAUCACUUUAAUUUUAGUCAUGAUACUUAAGAUGGUUUGAGCCAGUUCUAGAGAAGCGGGGGACGAGGAGACGCGGGUUGUGAGGCCAGCCCCCCCGCGAAGCUUUGUGCUUCACCCAGGUUUCACAGCAUAGCCCAUGCACCCCCAUGAUCAAAACGUGAAUCAGCAGAGGGAGUUCUUGGAGAACUUAACGAGAUGAGUUCUCGUUUGGUGGGCCUACCAAACAUCGGGAGCCUCACUUCUUCGUUUUUUCUUACUAGAAUU